Sapajus apella (tufted capuchin) is the source of this 7213-nucleotide messenger RNA. It is a transcript of the gene ADGRG6, whose product is annotated as adhesion G protein-coupled receptor G6. The record is from RefSeq and is a predicted model, not a curated record. The transcript is spliced from 24 exons. The coding region runs from base 3644 to 7195 and encodes 1183 amino acids. Gene Ontology annotation, biological process: myelination in peripheral nervous system; heart trabecula formation; cell surface receptor signaling pathway. Gene Ontology annotation, cellular component: membrane. Gene Ontology annotation, molecular function: G protein-coupled receptor activity; laminin binding. NCBI's taxonomy places the organism in Eukaryota, Metazoa, Chordata, Mammalia, Primates, Cebidae.
CCGCCUCCCGAAGUGUUGGGAUUAUAGCCAUGAGCCACUGCUCCUGGCCUCUACAUUUUCUCUCUUACCCUUUCCUCUGUUAGCCCCUUAGCCUCCUGUAUUUCCAAGUGGCCAAGGCAGCUGCUACCUUUAAAUUUCUAUAAUGUCAUCAUUCCUCUUUUUGUCAUUCUCUGUAUAAAUUUUGUGUGUCUCUAACUUGAAGUUCUCAAAGAAAGAGAGCAUUUGGCUGAUUAGCAAAGCCUAUAGUUUGGUUCCCUUCAGGUCAGGGGUUCACUCCUUGGGCCAAGUAGUACAAAGAUGUCAGCAAGAGCUGUGAGAGGAGACAGAUCCUCUUGGGAGAAGGUGUACCUAUGGAGAUUGAGUAGCUUCUGUAGUAAACUGUUAUUUAAAGCAGCAUGCCCCAGAGUAUAACAUGCUUAUUAAUAAUCUGAGAAUUUUGUUUAAAUGUAAAUUUUGUCUAGCAGGUCUGGGUUAUUCCGUGUGUCAACAAGCUCUCAGGUAAUGCUGAUGCUGCUUGUCUGAGGUCCUUCAGCCAAACACAAAAGGAUUGUAAAGGAAGGGUAGCAGAGGCCAUGUUUGGAGAGGGCAGAGAGCAGGAAGGAAAUGAGGAGAAUGGAGAAUCUGUGGGUAAGAGACUGCCCAGAAGGACCAUGUGCUCAGAGACAGCCAAUGUUGGAGAGGGUGAGCAAAAUAAAAAUGAAAGCCACUUUAAUAUGAACACUAUGCACAAUUUUGUAAGUUCUUGUCAGCUGAGUCCAAAGGUCUAUGGAUUCGCGAGCAAGAAGGUCCACAGCUGGAUAAAUCCAGAGUUGGGGAUUUGCAGAACAGAAAUGGGGAAGAGAAUAAGCAACUUGAAUUAAUAUGUUAACCAGGAGGUCGAUUUUGUGAUAGAUCAUGCAGUUUAUGUUGUUUCAAAUUAUUCAGUGCCUUUAGAUUGUUUUUUAAAAGCUGGAAAAGACUCAACCAUUGCUUAACAGAGAAUAGUUUCUCAUGAAAAUAAGUGCGGGUAUGUGUACAUAUGCAUACCCAUAUGCUUGUGUGUCUAAUCCUCUUGCAAGUGAUGUAUCUCUACAUAACAGGCUGACUCUGGAACGAUUUAUAACAGUUCACUUGUUUGGAUCUUCAGAAAGUAUUAUCUUUUGCAGUCAGACAUGGAAUGUUCUCUUGCCAACGUAAUUAUGGAAAGACAGAACUCAAAGUUUAAACAUUAACAGUAUUGCAGAAGAAAGAUGUUUUUCAGGGUGUGAUGCAUGUGAGUAUCUUUGGAGAUUAAAAAAAUUGUCAGUCUUAAUGGUGCCUCAUCAAGGAAACUUCAGUUCAACAUCUUAGUUUUCUAGUCAUGUUAAACUUAAUUGAACUGAUUCAAGUAAGUUGGUACCCUUUUGAACCUAUGCUUAAGUCGUUGUAGUAGCUUCAUAUUCAGGGUGUUUCCAAAGAACAUUUUGGGGUUGACCCAUUACAGAGGGAAAUGAAACAAUUAUCUGGCUGACUCAGGAAACCAUUGUUUUAGGAGGCAUGUGUGAAUGAACUGGUAUUUUGACAUGGCCGUCAGAAGCUCUGGUAGGGGACUGGAAUGCCCCAUGUAACCGUGCUUUAAGAGAGACCCUCCUCAAGCAUAGAAAUGCUAUUUUUGAAUGCAGAGCUUGAGGAGGAAUGGAGAGUGUGGUGGGGAUACUUGCCAAGUCUGUCACAUUAACAGAAUCACAGGUGUCACAGGCAGAUUGCCUUGGAUUCCUUGCCAUCUUGAAAAAUCUGGAUAGGGGUCUGAAAUCACUUAAAAUACUUUGAUGAAGUCAUCCAUUUCUGCAUAUUAUCAAUCAUUUAAUACAUGCCAGCAUCUAAAAUGUUACUGAUAUUUUACCUUUCAAUGAUGUUACAUCUGACAGAAAUUUACUUAGAUCUGGAGAAAUGGUAUCUGUCUAUCCUGGCUUUUUACUGACUUAGGUAAUAGAACUGGUUCUAGAAUUCUUAGUUGCUGGCCCUUAGGUUUAAUCUUUAGAAGCCACCAAGACUACUAAAUAUUUUAAAUGUUUUUAAGCAACAAAUGAGCUUUUCAUGUGUUAGAACUUAAUAUAUCCUCAUGGAUAAUUCAAAUAAUGACUGAAUAAAUGCAGACCAAGCAGGCAACUUAAACUACAUGUUCUGGAGAUAAUUUUCACUGGCCAGGUUUUCCUACAAAUUCAUCAGUUACAGUUUUAUGUAUGUUCAGAUAAAAAUCAAGAUUAACUUAAAUGAAUUCAUUUUGUUCACCAUUUAGUACAGUCUAGAGAAAGCCAUUAUUCAAUAUCAUCCACAAAUCUGUGAUGAAAGAAGCUAAAAUUGAUCUCCAUUUUGAUUUAUCUCUUGGGAUCUAAACUUCUUGUUUUAAAGAGAUUUUAAAGAAUAGGCAUUUGGAUUUUAUAAAGAAGUACUUGUAGCAAAGGUAGAGUAAGAAUCCAAAUCUGAAAUUUAAAAAAAAUUCAUAAGGUAAUGGUUAUUAGAUUUGUAUCAAAAUGUUAUUUAUCAAUUGAAUUAGCCUUUGGUGUGACUAGAAGAUUUUUCAUUAUAGAUCGGAGUUUCAUUGAAAAAUAAACUUUUGUAAAAAUACACAAAAGAAAAUUACUGCUAAAUAUUUGUAAGCAUAGGCAAGAACUGAGGGUGGAAUUUGGUUUGUUGUUUGUUUGGAUUACUUGCAAACUUUGCUUUUAUAAAUUGUAUGUAAGAAUAUGUUACCAUAUCUGUCUUUGAGAACAUAUUGAGUCAGAUGCUUUGAGUUGGAUAGCCUUUAGAAUCCAUGUUAAUCCUGACUUUACCAAUACCUCAUUCAAUGGCUACUUCAGUAACCAUCUAAUUAAGUAGCCCUGACUCUUAAGAGAGAACAAAGUAAUUACUUAGUAGGCUAGCUCAUCGUGUAGGAAUCAAUUGGCAGCGAUAUUUGAUUACUCCAAAUUGUAAAAUUCAAAGCACUAUAUUUCAUACUUCCUAAUAUUCUUUAUUAAGGUGUUUCCCAAUCAGUUUCUUAAAAUAUGUUUCUUUUAGAGUGAUGAAACUAUUUUUAAGAAAUUGUCCAUUUAAAAAUUUUAAAGAAGUACUUGAGCUCCCCAUUUUGCUCUGUUUUUUGUUUAGUUGUGGCAACUUUUUUCUUCCUUGAAAGACACUUACGCUUACAUGCAGAAGGGCUGGUUUGAAUUUUGGUGCUAUUAUCAAUUAGAUGUGUGACUUCAUGUGAGUUGUCCAAUAUAUAUUAGCCUCAUUUGUUUAUAGAUAGAGGUGGUAAUAAUGCUCAGGGUUAUUAUAAUGUUAAAUGAGAUAUAUGGGAAAGCUUGUUAUUGUGAAUUGUUGUAUAAGUAUAAUGAACAGGAUGUUAUUGUGUCUAGUUUAAUUGACAUUUCAUCUAUUUAAGAUAAUUACUAUUUAGUAGUACUAUCUCUAAAUGCUGUCUAGCCACGGAAGAUACGAAUCAUAUGGAAGAAUAUGUCAAAUGUUUUUCUGAAUUCAUGUUAUGGGUCUCAUCUUUAUCUUUUUUCUAUUCCUCUGAAUGCCUAAGGAAAAGAGAUUCUACUAAGUGUGGGGAUGUGCCAACUGCCGAGUGGUUUUGUCCAACCCUUCUGGGACCUUUACUUCUCCAUGCUACCCUAACGACUACCCGAACAGCCAGGCUUGCAUGUGGACCCUCAGAGCCCCCACUGGUUACAUCAUUCAAAUAACGUUUAACGACUUUGACAUUGAAGAAGCUCCCAAUUGCAUUUAUGACUCAUUAUCCCUUGAUAAUGGAGAGAGCCAGACUAAAUUUUGUGGAGCAACUGCCAAAGGCCUAUCAUUUAACUCAAGUGUGAAUGAGAUGCAUGUGUCCUUUUCGAGUGACUUUAGCAUCCAGAAGAAAGGUUUCAAUGCCAGCUACAUCAGAGUUGCUGUGUCCUUAAGGAAUCAAAAGGUCAUUUUACCCCAGACAUCAGAUGCUUACCAGGUAUCUAUUGCAAAAAGUGUCUCCAUUCCAGAGCUCAGUGCUUUCACACUCUGCUUUGAAGCAACCAAAGUUGGCCAUGAAGACAAUGAUUGGACAGCUUUCUCCUACUCAAAUGCAUCCUUCACACAAUUGCUCAGUUUUGGAAAGGCCAAGAGUGGCUACUUUCUAUCCAUUUCAGAUUCAAAAUGCUUGCUGAACAAUGCAUUACCUGUCAAGGAAAAAGAAGACAUUUUUGCAGAAAGCUUUGAGCAGCUCUGCCUUGUUUGGAAUAAUUCUUUGGGCUCUGUAGGUGUAAAUUUCAAAAGAAACUAUGAAAUAGUUCAAUGUGAUUCUACCAUUAGUAAAGUUAUUCCUGGGAAUGGGAAACUGUUUUUGGGCUCCAAUCAAAAUGAAAUUGCCUCUCUAAAAGGGGACAUUUAUAACUUUCGACUUUGGAAUUUUACCAUGAAUUCCAAAAUCCUCUCCAACCUCAGCUGUAAUGUGAAAGGGAAUGUAGUCGACUGGCAAAAUGACUUCUGGAAUAUCCCAAACCUAGCGCUGAAAGCUGAAAGCAACCUAAGCUGUGGUUCCUACCUGAUCCCACUCCCGGCAGCAGAACUGGCCAGCUGUGCAGAUCUGGGGACCCUCUGUCAAGCUACUGUAAACUCUCCUAGUACUACACCACGCACUGUCACCACUAACAUGCCUGUUACUAACAGAAUCGAUAAACAAAUGAAUGAUGGAAUUCUCUAUAGAAUAUCCGUAAUGAUUCAAAACAUCCUUCGUCACCCUGAGGUAAAAAUACAGAGCAAGGUGGCAGAAUGGCUCAAUUCAACCUUCCAAAAUUGGAGCUACACAGUUUACGUCAUUAAUAUCAGUUUUCACCUGAGCUCUGGAGAGGACAAGAUUAAAGUCAAGAGAAGCACUGAGAAUGAUUCAAGGUUGGUACUUUGGGCCCUUCUAGUUUACAAUGCUACCAACAAUACCAAUUUAGAAGGAAAAAUCAUUCAGCAAAAGCUCCUUAAAAAUAAUGAGUCCUUGGAUGAAGGCUUAAGGCUACAUAGAGUGAAUGUGAGACAACUAGGUUCAUGUCCUGCUGUGGAGGAACCCAAAGGCUUCUGCUGGCCAUCUAUCGUUCCUUCUGAAUACUCUCUUGAUUGUCCAGAAAAGCCUGGCUUUAAAGUUUCACGGAUAUGUUAUUACAAUGCUUCCAACUUAUCUGAAGCCUACUGGGGACCUGUUGAUGUCUCCAUCUGUUUAAUUGAAGCAAAUGAAGUUGCUAACCAGAUUUUAAAUUCUACUGCUGAUGGGCAGAACUUAACCUCAGCCAAUAUUGUCAACAUUGUGGAACAAGUCAAAAGAAUUGUGAAUAAAGAAGAAAACAUUGAUAUAACACUUGGCUCAACUCUAAUGAAUAUAUUUUCUAAUAUCUUAAGCAGUUCAGACAGUGACUUACUUGAGUCUUCAUCUGAAGCUUUAAAAACAAUUGAUGAAUUGGCCUUCAAGAUAGACCUAGAUAAUACAUCGCAUGUGAAUAUUACAACUCAGAAUUUGGCUCUUGGCGUAUCAUCCCUGUUAGCAGGGACAAAUGCAAUUUCAAAUUUUAGCAUUGGUCUUCCAAGCAAUAAUGAAUCAUAUUUCCAGAUGGAUUUUGAGAGUGGACAAGUGGAUCCUCUGGCGUCUGUAAUCUUGCCUCCAAACUUACUUGAGAAUUUAAGUCAGGAAGAUUCUGCAUUAGUUAGAAGAGCACAGUUUACUUUCUUCAACAAAACUGGACUUUUCCAGGAUGUUGGACCCCAAAGAAAACCCUUAGUGAGUUAUGUGAUGGCGUGCAGUAUUGGAAACAUUACUAUCCAGAAUCUGAAGGAUCCUGUUAAAAUAAAAAUCAAACAUACGAGUACUCAGGAAGUGCAUCAUCCCAUCUGUGCCUUCUGGGAUCUGAACAAAAACAAAAGUUUUGGAGGAUGGAACACAUCAGGAUGUGUUGCACAGAGAGAUUCAGAUGCAAAUGAGACGGUCUGCCUGUGUAACCACUUCACACACUUUGGAGUUCUGAUGGACCUUUCAAGAAGUUCCUCACAGUUAGAUGCAAGAAACACUAAAGUCCUCACUUUGAUCACCUAUAUUGGGUGUGGAAUAUCUGCAAUAUUUUCAGCAGUAACUCUCCUGACAUAUGUUGCUUUUGAGAAAUUGCGAAGAGAUUACCCCUCCAAAAUCUUGAUGAACCUGAGCACAGCCCUGCUGUUCCUGAAUCUCCUCUUCCUCCUAGAUGGCUGGAUCACCUCCUUCAAUGUGGAUGGACUUUGCAUUGCUAUUGCAGCCCUGCUGCAUUUCUUUCUUCUGGCAACAUUUACCUGGAUGGGGCUGGAAGCAAUUCACAUGUACAUUGCUCUAGUUAAAGUAUUUAACACUUACAUUCGCCGAUACAUUCUAAAAUUCUGCAUCAUUGGCUGGGGUUUGCCUGCCUUAGUGGUGUCAAUUAUUCUAGCGAGCAGAAACAAAAAUCAAGUCUAUGGAAAAGAAAGUUACGGAAAAGAAAAAGGUGAUGAAUUCUGUUGGAUUCGGGAUCCAGUCAUAUUUUAUGUGACCUGUGCUGGGUAUUUUGGAAUCAUGUUUUUUCUGAACAUUGCCAUGUUCAUCGUAGUAAUGGUACAGAUCUGUGGGAGGAAUGGCAAGAGAAGCAACCAGACCCUGAGAGAAGAAGUGUUAAGAAACCUGCGCAGUGUGGUUAGCUUGACGUUUCUGUUGGGAAUGACAUGGGGUUUUGCAUUCUUUGCCUGGGGACCCUUAAACAUCCCCUUCCUCUACCUCUUUUCCAUCUUCAAUUCAUUACAAGGCUUAUUUAUAUUCAUCUUCCACUGUGCUAUGAAGGAGAAUGUUCAGAAACAGUGGCGGCGGCAUCUCUGCUGUGGUAGAUUUCGGUUAGCAGAUAACUCAGAUUGGAGUAAGACAGCUACCAAUAUCAUCAAGAAAAGUUCUGAUAAUCUAGGAAAAUCUUUGUCUUCAAGCUCCAUUGGUUCCAACUCAACCUAUCUUACGUCCAAAUCUAAAUCCAGCUCUACCACCUAUUUCAAAAGGAAUAGCCACACAGACAAUACUUCCAUGGACAAGUCCUUGUCAAAACUGGCCCAUGCUGAUAGAGAACAAACAUCAAUCAUCCCUGUUCAUCAGGUCAUUGAUAAGGUCAAGGGUUAUUGUAAUGCUCAUUCAGAUAACUUCUAUAAAAAUAUUAUCAUGUCAGACACCUUCAGCCACAGCACUAAGUUUUAAUGUCUUUAAUGUAAGAAA